AUGAUGGACAUGUUCAAAAAGCAAUAUUCCACCAACCGAUACGAGGAGGUUACUGCGGCCGAGCUAGUCAAUCUCAGACAGGGGAAAGACGAAACUCUCAGAGCCUUCAUGCAUCGAUACAAUCACGCCGCUCGGAGGAUAAAAGGUGUCAGCCUUGAAUUCAUCAUUAGUAGUUUGCCCAAUUGCCUAAAAGCGGGAUUCGUCUCAGAAAGCUUAUACGCCGAGUUACCUAGUACGUUGGAGGAGUUGCAGCAAAAAAUGGCUAAAUUUAUCAAGAUGGAAUACCAGAGGAUCUUUCGGAAACAACAACACGAGGAGCACCCGGUGAAUGGUAACAAGAAGGAGGGGAAACGUCGGAGUGAGAACGCCCGGGAUCAGAAACCCCCGGCGAAUCUCAACCCUAGGUACGACCGCUAUGCGCACCUCACUGUCCCUAGAGAAAAGGUAUGCCGAUUCCAUAAUUCAGGGGGACAUACCACUGAAAGCUGCCAAACUCUCAAAGAUGAAUUGGAAAAGCUGAUCCAUGCUGGACACCUCCGGGAAUUCGUGAAAGAAGAAUCUGCCCGUGCAGGACACUCCCCCAAAAAGACACGAAGAAGCCCAGAACGUACAAAUGGGAAGGGUGGCCACUCACGCAACCGUUCUCGUAGUCCCUCAAGACAUAUAUCCCGUAGUCGGCCUAGAGAGCGAGAUCUCACAGUAAAAGGCAGGAUCGAUACUAUUUCGGGCGGUUUUGCUGGAGGAGGUGCUUCAUCCUCAGCUCGAAAGAGACAUUUGAGAAGUCUGCACAGCGUUCGCUCGGUGGUACGCAAUCCAGUGUCAAUGCCUGAUAUAACCUUCACGGACAGGAAUUUUCAUGCACCAGAUCCUGACUAA
Molecule: messenger RNA, 876 nt
Organism: Vigna radiata var. radiata (mung bean)
Lineage: Eukaryota; Viridiplantae; Streptophyta; Magnoliopsida; Fabales; Fabaceae
Exons: 2
Coding region: 1-876 (291 amino acids)
Source: RefSeq, a predicted model, not a curated record